This is a messenger RNA of Rosa chinensis, 1497 nucleotides long. RefSeq lists its product as uncharacterized. The record is from RefSeq and is a predicted model, not a curated record. Gene Ontology annotation, biological process: nucleosome assembly. Gene Ontology annotation, cellular component: nucleosome. The coding region runs from base 1 to 1497 and encodes 498 amino acids. The transcript is spliced from 6 exons. Gene Ontology annotation, molecular function: structural constituent of chromatin; DNA binding. Lineage: Eukaryota; Viridiplantae; Streptophyta; Magnoliopsida; Rosales; Rosaceae.
AUGUCGCCUUCUACUAGAUCAUCAAGUUCUGCAAGAGCCAUAGCUCUAAGGAUUAAGGCUGUGGCAAUGAAACGAUCGAGGACAAAACCAGCAACACCAAUUCUAGCAAUUGAAGGGGCUGAGACAUCAACCAAAAAGGCUGCCAAUCCCAUAUCUAAAACUACCAAAAAAGCAGCCUCUCCCAAGAAGGGUCGAACUACCAAAAAGGCUGCCUCUCCCAAGAAGUCUAAUACUACAUCAACAGCUGCCUCUCCCAAGAAGGGUCGAACUACCAAAAAGGCUGCCUCUCCCAAGAAGGGUCGAACUACCAAAAAGGCUGCCUCCCCCAAGAAGUCUCAGACUAGCAUGACUAUAACUGCUAAGUCCAACGGGGUUGUGUCAUCAACCAAGUCAACGAACAAGUCUGUUUCCAGUAAGACCAAGAAGUCUGAGGAGGAUGAUGAUGAAAACAGAACUGGUGGAUUGAAGUUGCUGAAGCGAGGAAUGGUUACGAUGAGCCGCAUUACAAACAGGCUUAUCCGAGGAAAGAGGCUCACUGUGAAGUUUAAUGAAAAAGGAGAACCUGUUGGUAAGGCUGCAAAAGAAAUGCAGUCUUACAUUGGGGUGUUGGCACGUACGAAGAUCCCUAUCUCAAUAAAUGAUUGGAGAGAAGUGGAUCUAGAUGAAAAGGAAAAGAUAUGGGAAUCUAUAAAGGAUGCAUUUGUGGUGCCUAAAGAGCUUAAAAAAAUGGUGAUUUCAUCUGCUGCAACUAAAUGGAGAGAGUUCAAGAGCAAGUUAACAAACAUGUACAUCAUCCCUUAUAUGGAUGAACCAGAACUGUUAGAAAAUCCUCCAGAUGAUUACCGAAGCAUAACGAAGGAUACUUGGCACCAGUUUGUUGCUGAUAGGCUUUCAGCUACCUUCCAGGAAAUACGUGAAGCCCAAAUUGCAAAGCCAAAGGAGAAUAAAUAUCCUCAUCGUAUGUCACGCAAAGGUUAUGCAAAUUUAAUGGAAGAACUGUCUGAAAGUGUCCCUUUACAAGAACUUGAUAGAGCUACAAUGUGGAUUAAGGCUCGGCAAGAUAGGAAUGGCAACUUCAAACAACCUGAGGCAGAGAAGAAAGCCGAAAAAAUUGAACAUUUAAGGAAAAGGGAGGCUGAAGGGGAAAUUGCCACAUCUGGGUCUGAUGAUGUGCUCACUCUUGCAUUGGGGAAUCCGGAGCAUAGAGGUAGGGUUAGAGGUGUUGGUGGCAAUGUCAAGCCCGAUUUAUAUUUCAACUUGCCAAAACGGCAAAAGAUGACUUUUGAACAGAGGACUAGGUUAUCGCUGAAGAAGAUACUAGAGGAGGAGAAGGAAGUUUUGUUAGCUAAGGAAAGAACUGCAUGGGAAGAGGAGAGGGAUAGAAAACUUGCUGAGGAGAGAGCUUAUUGGACUGAGAGGAUUGCGAAGCUAGAAGCGAAGGUCGAUGGGAAGGAGCUGCCUGUUGAGUCCCCCAAACCUGUCAUAGCACUGAGGUGA